Cooperia oncophora is the source of this 882-nucleotide messenger RNA. Lineage: Eukaryota; Metazoa; Nematoda; Chromadorea; Rhabditida; Trichostrongylidae. The record is from the annotation of a GenBank genome assembly.
AACCGGCAUUGAUGAAUUUCAGAGGGAUCUUCGAAAUCUACUAUAAAGAUAAAUCCUCUCCUGCAUAUCCUGUCACGAAGGAUCAGAUACACUCAGCAUCACCAUCAAAAGACGAUCAAGUGAAAGGAACCAACUUCUACGACUGCUCUCUCACCUGGGAUUUCAUGAAACCCAGAAUGGUAAACACUCUGCUAUUCCGCACGAUCGAAGACGGAAACGAUUCCACGGUAGGCGAUUCCGCCGGUGGCAAGACACGUGUAGCAGCAACUGCUGCACCGCCUUCGAUUGCACCAACUGCACCGCCGUCAACUGCCCCAGAACCACCCUCCAUUCCUACAGGCGCUUCGACUGCACCUGAAGCGAAGUCGUCUGUAGAAAGUGGUCGUGAAUCACCCGAGGGUGGUUCUGCUAUGAACGGGUCUAAGGAAACAGAGGGAAUUCAGGGAGAAAACAGUCAAUCGGCGGGAAAGAACAGCCAUGAAAUGCAGAUCCAUGAAGAGCUUAAAAACGCCGGUUCCCAUGCGGAAAUGAAAGCCAGUGGAGAGCAGUAUGAGAAGGGGACCGAUGAGGUUGAAUCGGCAAGGGCCUCCAUGAACACCCAAAGUGGUUCUGCCCCGAAAGUUGAUCAUUCUGGAAAACAAGUAGAGGCUGAGGAAGCGUUUGACAGGUCCGUAGCCGAGAGUGAUGCUGCUGAAGACAGUAACAGUUCGGAAGAUGCUGAUACCACAUCAAAAGGGGAUAACGAUGAGGAAGAGUACGAGUCCGAGAAGGGUGAUUACUCACCAGAAAGGACAGGGAGUGCGGAAGAAGGGGAAAAGGAGGCAGAAGGACAAUCUGAGGAGAGCGAGGAAAACACUCCCGAAGAUAAUCAAGGAAAAGCCU